AAAUAAAACUUUCUACAAUCUACACGCCGUACGCGUUACACUAUCUCUCGAAGCAACCUCUAAAUUAAACUUUCAUUCUCUAUUAAAUAAUAAUUCAUUCCCUUUUUCUUCAUCAUCUACAUCAAAUCUGCUUCAAUGGAGCCUCCAAAUCCCCAGCAAUUCCAGCAAUUUCUCAGCAGUGUUCUGUCUCAGCGUGGUCCAGCUGCACUUCCUUAUGCUGAAGAUGUGAAAUGGCUGAUUCGUCAACAUCUCCUUUCUUUAAUCGAUAUGUAUCCUUCACUUCAGCCGAAAACUGCUUCAUUUACUCAUAAUGAUGGAAGGACUGUGAAUCUAUUGCAAGCUGUAGGUACUGUUCCGAUGGUUUAUCUAGAUCGUACGUAUAAUAUUCCGGUGAUUAUUUGGUUGAUGGAAUCUUACCCACGUCAUCCGCCGUUGGUUUUUGUGAAUCCGACUAGGGAUAUGGUUAUUAAGAAACCUCAUCCGUUUGUGAAUCCAUCUGGGAUUGUGUCGAUUCCGUAUUUGCAGAAUUGGAUAUACCCUAGUUCGAAUCUUGUUGAAUUGGUUCGUAAUUUGAGUCAUUUUUUUGGAAGGGAUCCUCCGCUUUAUGCCAAAGUACAAGCACAUCCAUCAAACCCUAACCCUAGUCCUAGGCCUACCCCUACCCCUAACCCUCAUCCUCCGCCAAGUACGAGUUUUCCUAAUCACAGCUCGCCAGUCGGGUCAUAUGGGAUUCGGCCUGCGAUACCUCCUCGGCCAGUUCAACAACCACCUUAUGGUGCAGUGAAACAUGAUGAUCCGGAGGAGGUUUUUAAGCGGAACGCGACAGAUAAGCUGCUUGUUGACUUGCAUAAUGAUAUAGUUGGGUUGAGGAAUGCACAGGAGAAGGAUAUGGAUGGGUUGUUUAAUGCUCAGGGAGUGUUGAAGCAGCGGGAGGAGCAGUUGAAACAAGGGUUAAAGGAAAUGCAGGAUGAGAAAGAGGGGUUGGAGCAGCAAUUACAGAUGGUUUUGAUGAAUAGUGAUGUAUUAGAGGGAUGGCUGAGGGAGAAUGAGGGGAAAGCGACCAAUUUAGGGAAUGUGGAUGUGGAUACGGCCUUUGAGCCGUGUGAUAGUCUUUCCAAGCAGAUGCUGGAUUGCACGGCAUCAGAUUUGGCGUUAGAGGAUGUGAUUUAUUCGUUGGACAAAGCUAUACAAGGCGGGGCAAUACCAUUUGACCAGUACUUGAGGAACAUCAGGUUGUUGUCCCGCGAACAAUUCUUUCAUCGUGCUACAGCAUCAAAAGUUAGGGCUGCUCAGAUGCAGGCUCAAGUUGCUAAUAUGGCUGCUAGAACAUCACAAUAUGCAUUGUGAUAGACAUCUGAUCACUUGCAGGCAUUUUGAUCUAGAAGACUUGAGAUCAAGUCAUGCUCGUCGCUAUUGUUUGUUCAGGCGCAAUAGCCUGGGAUGCUCUCCAGACAUUAUCUUGAAGUGAAGUCUCGAGUUCUUCAUUUACUGUUGACACUAGCUGCAAACUGAGUAAAAUCAUUGGAUACUUUUGACACUAGCUGUAAAUUGAGUAGAAAAAUUAUGAGACAUGGAACUUGUUUUGCUUAUUGAUUGUUUGAUGACACUCCCUCUUUUGCUGUCAUACUAAAUAGUCAUUAUCCAGGUGAAACAUGUAACUUAUGACUGUCGUUGCUUAACGACUGCCUGUUUAUGCCAGUUUGACAAUAUGAUUUUUUAA
Molecule: messenger RNA, 1720 nt
Organism: Solanum lycopersicum (tomato)
Lineage: Eukaryota; Viridiplantae; Streptophyta; Magnoliopsida; Solanales; Solanaceae
Product: protein ELC-like
Biological process (GO): protein transport; protein modification process; endosome to lysosome transport
Cellular component (GO): ESCRT I complex
Molecular function (GO): ubiquitin binding
Source: RefSeq, a predicted model, not a curated record